GGCACAUAAGAAGAAGCAAUCAGCUGUUGUCGUUUUCACCUGUGCCUCUAGCAAUGUGAAAAUCUGCCCAAAAAGUUCUUACUAUAUAUACGUUCGAUCCCACGGAGGAGCUCGGAAAACGUCGCCGAAAUAGAGCAAAAACUGGUCUGUGGACAAAACAACCUACAUCGUCGGCAACAUUUUUUUUUGUAAACAAAUAAUUUGCCUUGGGGAAAAACUCAACUAGCUAUUAACAAAUGCCGUUCAGCUGAGAAAAUUGCAUGGAAAAACGCGACGAUGGACAAUAAGAAGGAUAUAUACAACCUCUGGGUGCAGUACACGACAAAGAACGAUGAAACCCACUUCCGGCAAUUUGUGGCCCGCUUUGUGGCCAUUUGGAGAAGCCAGCUCCAGCUGGACUUUCAGGCGGAAAAUUGCCCGAUGUGGCACGAGGUUCAGCCGGAUAGUGGUCCCCACCUUGGCCGCCUGCCGGAUGAACUGCUGCCCGCCAUCGGUAAAUUCAUCAUAGUAGCCAGAGAUGUGUGCGAAACGGAAGGUAAAAUGGAAGAGAAGGCCAUCGAAGAAGUGGCCAUACUCGUGGACUGUCUAGUGAUCGUGUGCCGGCACUUUGACAAUAUACUGGCCAUCAUCAAGUAUGAAUACAAGCCGAAUUUGAUCGCCAUACUUUCCAGGGUGUUCAAACAACAAAUGGAGCUGCCUCAGAGCGUGCCCGCUAUAAGCCACCUGUUCAGCAGUUUCUCCGCUUUUCUGGAGGUCAUGUAUGAUCCAUAUCUGACGUGGCGCAGUUUUCUGCGAGGACAGUCGGCGGACUAUAGUCGUCUUUCCUAUAAGCCCCACUCCGUUCAUGUGGAAAUAGUACCUUUUAUUUAUGAUUGCUUUGAGGAGGAGAAACUCAUCCGAUAUGCGGAAAUUGGCGAAAGCCUGCUCAACAUCCUGGGCGCUGUGAUUUGCGGCUCGCAGCUGCAGUUGAAAGUGCAGAAGUCUCUAAACUCGACCUCGACCCUGACAAAUAGAAAUACUAACGCUCUAACCACUUCUUCACUUGCCCCCUGCUCGGGUGAUGGGCUGCUAGACUGUGAUAACCUGCGCAAUGGUAUGAAGGCCAUUUGCCCCGCCACGGUGUCCAUCACCAUGAGUAUCCUGCGGCAGUGGGAGAGUGCCAAUAAUCUGCGCCGCGUAGCUCUGCAAUGCUAUGCGCUGAUGGUCAUUGUGCUGCAGAAAUCUAGUCCGGAAGAACGCCAAAUAGACCUAGUUAUCUUAGUUCAACUUUAUUGUGAUGCUCUCCAAGAGCUGCUGACCACAAAGCACUUUGAUAGCGGGGAUGCCAAUUUCGAUAUAAGCAGUGAUGCUGACCAGGAUGUGGCUAUAGACAUGUCUGCACUCUCCUCCACUGUGGCAGCUGUUAAAUUCUUUGUGACAGGCGAUGCAGCUGUUAGUGAAGCCGUUUUGGAUUCCAAUCUACUGGAACUUCUCAUUAAUCUGCCAAAGCUUAUAAAACCCUGGCACAUAUCCCAUACAAGUUCCCUGUGUAGCACCAUGGAGUCUUUGGCCGCUUUGACGCGCCACUCCCCUCCAUCCGCGGCCCAGUUGCGACAGGGUGAGCGCAUCGAGAGGCUCUUUGCCAGUCUGCAGGAUUUUGGCAAUCCAACAGUGGACCUCCUGGACACGUGCUUCAUGCUGGGUUACGAUGAACGGGAGCACCUUUUGCUGCUACCCGAAGUUAUGCUCCGAUUGCUCAAUUGGGUGCCAACGCUCCAAGAGCGAGAGCAGCUGCAUGUGACCAGCCUUGUGCUCAAGGGCUGCACCGACAACUACAGAACAAAAUCUGUGGCAUGUGGCAGUCAUAUUAUCAAGGCAGUAUGUGGUUGCCUCCUGACGGCGGAAUCUAUGGGCGAGAACUGUGUUCAGAAUCUCAUUAAGUUGAUAGAGGAAUUAAGCAAGCUCAGUAUUGUACCCGUGGAGCUUAAGUGCAUAUUUUCAUUGUUGCGGCAGGGAACGAAGUUUCCGCAGUUCAAGCAGCUCCAGCAGACUCUAGUUGUAAUUGCUUUGCAGAGUCUAAGAGGCAGCAAUUCCUGCGCCGAGUUCUUUUCCAUUGAGCAGCCGACGGAUGGCAUUCUUGUACCCGAUAUUCGGAACUGGACUAUCUCCGGCUCGUAUGGCUUCAUCUUUCACAUUCUGGUUCGAUUUAAUCAGCUGAAAGAGCAGUCGAACAGUCGGCGAAUGCUGCUUACACUGCAGACUGCAAGUGGCAGUGGUUUCGAGGUCUUUGUGCAGCCAAAUGGAAACGUUGUGGUUGCUGCAUUGACCCGGCGGGAAUACCUCACUUCCUCUACUGCCACCAAAACACUUAUGGAUGGCCAGUGGCAUUACCUUACCGUGGCCAUAACGCCCCCAAAACGACCAUUUUCGUAUAGUCAGAUUAACAUCUUUGUGGAUUUUGUUCAGAAGCUGAGUGCCACCCUGAAAGUUCAGGCAGUCAAUGAACCAUUUACUGUCUGCUCCAUCGGUGCAGUGGUGGCUCCACCACAACCAGGUGAAGUAGCCAAGACUGGGAGUAUGUCCAGGUCUUCAUCUCAGGAGACCGGAUCCAGUGGCUACAAAGGAAUGCUCCCCAGCCUACUUGAGCGAACCCUAUCUGCAAAUGUGUCAAACUACUUCACCUUACCGAUGCGCACACAGACGGCAUUUGAUCCAAAUGUAAAGAACUUUCCCAUCGGAAUGCAGGAUACAGUGUUUGGAGAGCAAACGUGUCUUAAUGGACACCUGGGCGGUGUUCUACUGGCGGAUCCAACCACCAGCUUAAAAACUAUUUUCGACGCGGGCUCCAAUUUCAGUUCCAUUUUCUCACAGGACAAUGACCUUCUGGAACUCAACUCUCGCUUUGUCUUCUGUUACGCUCCGGGAGCAGUGUGGCAUGGAACCUGCCAGGACUUAAUACCAGGCGGAAAGUAUCCGGGAAGGAUUAAUGCCCAACACUGCAAAAUCAUUAAGAUCCAGGAGACAAUCAAUAGUAUCGGAGGUAUCAGUGCAAUAUUACCCAUGCUGCAUAGACUAAUCACUUCGGAUCAGACGACAGACAUCUCCAUUGGAAGUGUAAGCGAGGAGUCCUUGUCCUGCGCACCGACACCCUCGGCUGAAGAGUUCACAGACUGGGAGAUGCUAUCCUCGAACUCAUACACCGAGUGGAAAAUGCUGCAACAUCCGCUGGCCAGUUUUCUGUGCCUACUGCGCUACCUCACACAUGAGCACGAAACAAACCAAGAACAACUGCUGAGUAGCGAAUGCCUGGCCAUUGUGGGCACGAUGCUCCAACGCUGUCCCCCGUCUUUAUUCGAUGUGAAUGCGCUGAUGGCCACCCACCUGCUGAUGGAGUCACUGCAGGGUCAUAAGGCGGAUGCAGGGGGACAGCUAUUGGACGCUUUGUAUGCGCACAUUGUCUUCGACUUUGCUAUUUGGUCGCGUCUGCAGUUUCAAAUAACCCUGGGACACGCCCAAUACCUGAGUGCCAUGAUUAAGAAUGACAGGAAGUUCUUCCGCAAGCGGUAUGGCGUCCAGUUUGUGCUGGACGUGGUGCGUCAAUACUACUCCACACCAGACAGCAUCAGCGAUGACGAUGCUAAAACCAUUCGAGCAACGCUGUUCGGGAUCAUAAAGUUUUAUCUACAAAAAGAAGUCAACAUAAAGGAGGUAAAUUCGAUGAUUACAUUUCUGGCUUCUGUACGGCAGGAUGUCGUACUUGUGGAGUUUCUGGAAAUGAUGACUUUCUAUGUGCGCGGGAAGAACUGCAAGGAUCAGAUGGUUCUUCUUCUGCACGAGCCUCAGUCGGCCAAUCUUAUAUACAACUUCUUCGUGGACAAGAGCUACAGUAAUGAGAUUCAGGAGGCAGCAAUCAGGUUUAUCAGCGGACUGUUGGCCACAUCGCGGGUGCAUCAGAAGUAUAAGCAAGUGCUUCGAUUGUACGAUCAGACUACUGAGCAGAGCAUGUUCCCAGGAUUUUUCUCCUUCAUUACACCGUUGUCCCUGAGCUCUACAAUCCUAUUUCAUUUGGUUGAUGAAAUGCUGGGACUACAGCCAGACUAUGCCGGUCUUAUAUUUCUGGUCUAUCAUGUGAGCAGCUGUGAUCUUCCCGUGAAACUGGAGAUCGCCAAACGACUGCUUCAAACUACCUUCGUCAAGCAGCAAUCCACAGCAGCGAUGGCAAAGCAAACGGGCUGGCAGGAGUCCAUUGCCCGUCUGCUCAUCCGCAAACCGAUAACCAGUUCUCCGCCAGACGAGGAGAAGCGUCGCAGUUUUGGUAUUAACCUCGACGUGCUGUUGGAAGAUAACUCAAACUUCCUGGCGCAGGCCGAUCUCAUUACGUUUUCCGAGCAGGAGAUAGGACUCGCACAAUUGCAGCAGCAGCAGCAAGAGGAGCUGAGCGACAGUGGCCUAAUACUUAACGAAAUCCAAGCUAGUGUUACAGAAGCAGCCACAGUCAUCGAGAGUGAAAUUAAAGAAUUGGCUGAAUCUGUCUCUGGAGCUGUGGUUGAAAAUGCUAACAGUUUGUUUUCGGUCAUUCGACAAACCACUCAUGAUCUGCAGGACACUUUCGAGUCCCUGACGUUGGGCAGCUCGACGGACACUGCUGAUGGUCCACAGACGCCUUCGAUUCAGCGCGAGGAAUCUUUAAGCUCCGACACCUCCUCGCAGUCGCCUCAUGGUCCUCCCAAGAAAAGUGACUCCUUAGAGAGCACCUCCGCCUUUGACUUUGUGGCCGAUGGCGAUGUGGACACCGAGGAACAGUUGGUUUAUCUAGUCUCAAACACGCUAUUCAACAUUUUCUGGCGCGGUAUCCCUAACGAUCAUCCGCAGUGCUGGCAGGAGCGUGGCCAGGUGCUGGGCUGCAUUAAUUUGCUGGCUCUGAACAACGAGUUGAUUACUUCGCAUCUCUCCCUGCGUCUACGCAUCCUGGAGAUGGCCGUGCAGGCCUCGCUUUUUGAUCUAUCGGAGCACGGCAGUCAAACGCUAGUCAACCAGGAGAAUGCAUCACACAUUCUGCGCAUGGUGUAUGAAUUGGUGGUUCUGGGCUCAAACGAAGAUGAGUCUAAGAAGUGUUCUACAAAACUUUUGGAUGGUGUGCUGGCAUUGCUGGACGCCCUGAUGAUCUUCCAACAGGGCUCCUCCGACGAUUGGUCGGAUAUGAUUCGGUUGUGUUUGGGUCUUCUGCUCAAGUGCUCGCAUCACCCGAAUCCCGGUAUUGUUGCCAUGGCAACGGCCAAGCUGCAUGCUAUUCUCCAAAGUCGUUCUACGGAAGAUCCCGCGGAGCUGUCUUAUCUUCUAUAUAGCAUCAAUAGAGCUCUGGAUAAUGCCAUUGAAGUUGGCAAUCCGGAAGAGUACUCAUUCCUGAUGCCUGUGAUGAAAGCACUGCUUGAAAAAUGUCGCAUAGCCUUCAAUUUGGACUACACUCUCCCUGAUCUGCCCUCAACUUCCUCCGGGCCCGUCUUUUUCAAUGAUUUCCAAAUGUACAGCACCAGCAAAAAGUGGAGGAACUUUAUUGAACGCAAGGUGAAGCCUCUGUACGACUGCUACCAGCGCGACAUCGAGUUGCAUCUGUGGGAGCCCAUCAACCGAUUCUGGGCGGAGUGCUACGAGGCCUGCAAAGCGGCCUCCAAGCAGAGGGCCACAAACCAGGCGGAGAACAGGCGCCUCUUCCAGCAGAAGAUCUACAUGCCGUGGAAGGUGCGCCAGGUGGAGGAGAUGCAACGACUGCAAGCGGCUGCACUGCAGCACAAGACCAUCGACAGCCACAUACGGAAGCGGUGGAAGACCGCCAAGCGUUUCUUGUACGGCCCACGCGGACCAUGGUACACCGGGGAAGUGGAUGAGGAGUUCUGGAAGCUAUCGCCCCAUGAGAACGUGGCGCGGAUGCGUCUAAAAUUGGAGCCCCAAUUAUAUCCAAACAAACAUGAAAAUGCCGCCAAUCUGCGCGACAAUGCGACCAGUGCCUACGACACCAAGGAAAUCUCGGAAUUUGACUCCACCAUCAAGAAUGCCGUGGUGCGCGAUUUCCUGGCCGACGACGAAAGUUCCCAACUGGAGGAGGAACUGCGUCAACUGAUCGACACGCAAGCGCAACAGGAUGUGGCGCUGGAGAAGCUAGUCAUGUCACAGGACUGUGAGCUGAUCACCCUGAUGACCAAGGUGAAGGGACGCAUAGAGGUUAACCAGAGUGUGUUCACCUUUGUGGACUUGAGUCCGCCAACGGAGGAUGGUUCCAAAUACGACUUCAGGUUCUCCACCAACAAGAUACGUGAGGUUCAUCUGCGAAAGUACAAUUUGCGCAGGAGUGCUCUGGAAAUCUUCCUGGUGGAUCAGACCAGCUACUUCCUCAACUUUACAACAAAGACUCGAAAUAAAGUUUUCACGAAAAUCGUGGGUCUACCGCUUCCAAACAUCCUCUACGGCUCGGGAAGAUCGCCGGCUGAGCUGCUGAGGGCCUCAGGACUCACCCAAAGAUGGAUCAACCGCGAGAUUUCCAACUUUGAAUACUUGAUGUACCUGAACACUAUCGCAGGCCGAUCCUACAAUGAUCUAAGCCAAUACCCCGUCUUCCCCUGGAUCCUUGCUGAUUACACCAGUGACGUGCUGGAUCUAACCGAUCCAAAAUCAUUCCGUGACCUUUCCAAACCCAUUGGAUGCAUAAACCCGAAAAACGAGGCCGAAGUACGCGGUAAAUAUGACUCAUUCGAGGAUCCGUCUGGUGCCAUACCCAAGUUCCACUAUGGAACCCACUACUCCAACUCGGCCGGCGUGCUCCACUAUUUGCUUCGCGUGGAACCGUUUACCUCGCUGCACAUUGAACUGCAGAGCGGUCGUUUCGAUGUGGCCGAUCGGCAGUUCCACUCGAUACCUCAGACGUGGAAGCUGCUAAUGGACAAUCCGAAUGACGUGAAGGAGCUGAUCCCCGAGUUCUUUUACUUCCCUGAGUUCCUCAAGAACAUGAAUAAAUUUGACUUGGGCCACUUACAAAUAACCAAAGAAAAGGUGGACGAUGUCAUACUGCCAGCUUGGGCCACCACACCGGAGGAGUUCAUCGCUAUACACCGACGGGCUUUGGAAUCGGAGUAUGUUAGCCAGCACCUGCACCACUGGAUUGACCUGAUCUUUGGGUACAAGCAGAAGGGACCCAAGGCAGCGGAGGCUCUUAACGUUUUCUACUACUGCUCCUAUGAAGGCGCUGUGGAUUUGGACAAAAUCACCAACCCUGUAGAACGGGAGGCGGUUGAAGGAAUGAUUAAUAACUUUGGCCAAGUGCCAUCUCAGCUGCUGCGGGAGCCACAUCCACGACGCCUUACCCAGGAUGAGACAGCUAUCAAGCUCUUACGUGCUGAGCUCCGAAGGCCGGAUCUCACACAGUUUCUGGACAAGGUGGUGCAGUACUACUGCGAGCUGUCAACGCCCAAGGACCCCAUUGUGUACCUAAGUCCACCGCGAAGUCCUCCGAGAUCCUUCCUGCAGCUGAGUCCCGAUGUUCUAGUCAGCAUUUCCAAGUCCACCAUACUGGGCUGUAAUUCCUGGCUAUCCUUUGAUAAGGAUCAGGGAUUCCUGCUGGAAAUCGAUGCCACAACGGCUAAUCUAAAGAACCGCAAGCGGAUCUUUGGACCCUUCCACUCGUCACAGCAACCGCAUUCACAGCUCUUUGCAGUGAGCACGGAUGGCAAGCUGCUCUAUGCCGGUGGAAUCUGGGAUAACUCCUUAAGGGUGUAUAAUCUGAACAAGGGCAAGGCGGUGGCUUCGGUGACCCGCCACCUGGACAUCAUCACCUGCAUAGCACUGGACAAUUGUGGCUCGUACUUGGUUACCGGUUCCCGCGAUUGCACCAGUAUUGUGUGGAGCAUCCAAACAAAUCAGCAGGGUGGCGGAUCCACUAACAACAUUCCAGUUCAUGCGCUGACGGGUCAGUCGCACCUACAGGCCAUCACCCAGCUGAAUACCCAGAAUAGCUAUUCACCCAAGCCCUUGACGGUGCUCUAUGGUCACGACGAUGCCAUUUCCAGUGUAGCCAUCUACACGGAACUGGAUCUGGUGGUCUCUGGAUCCCUGGAUGGAACAGUUAACGUUUAUACGCUUCAGGAAGGUCAAUUUGUUAGAACACUUAAGCCCAUAGGAUGCACUGAGUCCUGUGUACAAAUCUCUUUCGUAACCCUUUCCUAUCAUGGUCACAUUGCCUUUAGUGCUCUGGAUGACACCUCGCACUCGGUGCACGUAUACAGCAUCAAUGGCUGCAGUCUGGGCUCCAAAUAUGUUUCCGGCAGGGUGACGGGGUUGGCCAGUGCCUCCGACUACCUGGUGGUGGCCGAUGAUGCCGGCGACAUCACCAUGAGCAGACUACACGGCUUGAAGCCCGUCUUCGACAUUCCGCUGCACGUGCCCAUCCAGACGGUGGUGGUCACUCCGGGCAACACCCACAUUCUGGCGCCGCUGCGAGAUGGACGCCUGGCGGUGAUCGCCGUGCAACUGCCCUCCGGCGGCAACAAGAAGCAUUCCGUGCUCAAUGUUUAGGUGCAGCAGGAGCUGGAAUGAACAUUGCUAAACUUACUGAAUUCCCGAAUUUUACCCUCUGCGUAGCAUAAGUUGUAGUCGCUCUAGUUUCCAUCAUUCUGCUUUUAGCACACCCUAGUUUUAUUUAUUGUGUCUUGUGUAAUUUGUCAUGAUUUAUUUUCUGUCUGUCUCCCGUGCUACGUGACGUGCCAAAAGCAAAGCCUUUGACCAACUCAUAAUUCCCAGAAAGUUGACAUAUGUAUCUAGAGGUAUUCAGCAAGUAGAUCGAUUGCAUUCGCGGAAUUUCUAUGCCAACCAAGCAAUAUUUCCCCAUCACAUGUCUGCUAGAUGUGGGCUAGGCGAUCCUCCAUCCUGGGCGGCAGAAAUGAUGAAUGGCACACCCCCUUCUUCGCCUCAUGAAAAUCCGAAUAAAUACAUAAAUCAUUCGUGCGGAGAGAUAGCUCGACAAAUGGGACGCAGGAGGAGAUUGGAGACGGAAAACUGGUUGUCGCCGCACUUGGCAACUACCACUACUUCUCUCUGACUCACGAGCGACUUUCAAAUUGGCCGAAAAAAGAAAAAGAAUGGAAACCGAAAAAAAGCGCCCGGCAACAGCGGCAAGGCGCUUAAAAAACGGCAACCGUUCGUCGAGAUCGACGGCAUCCAGCUGCUCGGUUGAUCAAGAGAAACACUUUCGUUGCGCCCCUUUUCGCCUGCAGAUACAACCAAAAAUAGAGACCAGAGAUCUUUGUCCCAUUAAGUACGCACACUCGGAUCGCAUGGUAUUGCUACUCAAUCAUUAACAGACCAUUUCCAAUUGAAGUAUUAUCACCGCACGACCACAGUCCGUCCACACAGAUCCGAGAAUCGAGAUCCACAUGUCAGACAAUACCCAGUGCGCCAGAGCAAGAGAUUCUAUCUAUUUCCAUACCACCCAGCACCAUUCCGAUCCCCGAAACUUCUGCCUUUGAUCUUACGCGUCGGCGAUUGUGAAAAAUCCCCCGCAGACUCUGAAAUCUGAAUUUCCAAAGACAUGCGACAAUAUCAAAGGUGACUUGAGAACACAUAUAUAUUUUACGAAUCGUAAUCGCAUACACGUAUAUAGUAUAGAACUUUAGCACAAUCGGGACGUGAGAUUAGCCCCCGUUUUGGAGACCCGGGCAGCUGCAACCACUGAACAAGCUAUCAAUAUCUACUCCAGCAAUAUAGUAUAUCAUCUGUGUACGUAAAGGUCCUUCUGGAUCGAGUUCGUUAUUUGUUGUUAGGAUCGUAUCGCAUUAUAUGGUAAAACUGUUUUCACCGUUCAAUGUACUUGUAUGUAUGUACGUAACUGUACGAGUUUAUGUAGAUAAUGUGACUAUUCGUAGUUUGUAGAUCUGUCAAUAAAGUGAUGAAAAGCACAGUGAAUGUA
Messenger RNA from Drosophila erecta, 9931 nucleotides. RefSeq names its product neurobeachin-like protein 1. Gene Ontology annotation, biological process: intracellular protein localization. NCBI's taxonomy places the organism in Eukaryota, Metazoa, Arthropoda, Insecta, Diptera, Drosophilidae. Gene Ontology annotation, cellular component: cytosol; membrane. The transcript has 28 exons. Gene Ontology annotation, molecular function: protein kinase binding. The record is from RefSeq and is a predicted model, not a curated record. The coding region runs from base 277 to 8541 and encodes 2754 amino acids.